AUGACCCAACCACCCUCCGAAAAGUUCCUUCUUGGAGCUCAAAUGACGAAAGAGUUUCUUGGGGAAGAGCUUUUGACAAAACUACGAGCAAAUACUAGUGAAGAUAUUUUCACGCAAACCAGUCAAGAGUAUAUUGCCGAGGUCUGCUUUUCGAGCUAUGCACGACCUGGCCUGAAAUUUCGCGAGAGGUCCUUGAUGAAUAUUGCCAUGCUCACUGCUCUGAACCGUGGGCCCGAACUGAGGAUUCAUGUCGCCGCAGCACUCCACAACGGCCUUACUGAGGAAGAAAUAUGUGAAGCAUGCAGACAUGCUAUGAUAUACUGUGGAGUCCCCGCUGGGCGAGACGCACUUGCCACUGCUAGUGAGGUUGUUGCCGCAGUUAAGGGGAAACCGAAAGUUUAG
Molecule: messenger RNA, 402 nt
Organism: Penicillium verhagenii
Lineage: Eukaryota; Fungi; Ascomycota; Eurotiomycetes; Eurotiales; Aspergillaceae
Product: Carboxymuconolactone decarboxylase
Exons: 2
Coding region: 1-402 (133 amino acids)
Molecular function (GO): peroxiredoxin activity
Source: RefSeq, a predicted model, not a curated record